CUUGACCGGAAGCUCUGACGGAUCGAUCCCCGAAAACACCCACUGGUGAAUAAUUUACCGAUGAUGUGAAAAGUUCCAAUACUUCCUCAAAGGCUAGCUAAGAGCUUUAAAAAUGAUAGGGGGUUUGUUUAUAUACAACCAUAAAGGAGAAGUCCUUAUCUCCAGAGUGUACAGAGAUGAUAUUGGGCGCAAUGCAGUGGAUGCCUUCCGAGUGAAUGUCAUCCAUGCUCGGCAGCAAGUUAGGUCUCCUGUCACCAACAUUGCAAGGACAAGUUUUUUUCAUAUCAAGAGGUCGAACAUCUGGUUGGCUGCGGUCACUAAGCAGAAUGUCAAUGCUGCUAUGGUGUUUGAGUUUCUUCACAAAAUGACUGACGUUAUGGCCGCCUACUUUGGCAAGGUCACGGAAGAAAAUAUCAAGAACAACUUUGUUCUCAUCUAUGAGAUACUGGAUGAAAUUCUUGACUUUGGCUACCCCCAGAAUACAGACACUGGAAUCCUGAAAACAUUCAUCACACAACAAGGUGUCAAAUCUCAGACUAAGGAAGAGACCAGCCAAAUCACCUCCCAAGUUACAGGCCAGAUCGGCUGGCGUCGGGAAGGCAUCAAGUACCGACGGAACGAGCUCUUCCUGGAUGUUCUGGAGUCUGUGAACCUCCUUAUGUCACCACAGGGCCAAGUGUUGUCAGCACACGUUGCGGGUCGCAUCGUUAUGAAGUCUUAUCUAUCUGGAAUGCCUGAGUGCAAAUUCGGCAUCAAUGACAAGGUUCUCAUGGAGAGCAAGGGGGGUAAAUCUGGGCAGGAUGAGGGACGUGGAGGGUAUGUCAAGAGCACCUCAGGUGCCUCCUCGACAAAGACGUCUAUUGCCAUUGAUGACUGUCAAUUCCACCAAUGUGUGAAACUAAGCAAGUUUGAAACGGAACAUAGUAUCAGCUUUAUACCUCCAGAUGGAGAGUUUGAACUAAUGAGGUACCGCACAACCAAGGACAUCAGCCUACCGUUCAGGAUUAUCCCCCUUGUGCGAGAGGUUGGUCGCCAAAAGAUGGAAGUGAAGAUUGUUGUGAAGUCAAACUUCAAACCCUCGCUCCUGGCACAAAAAGUUGAGGUUCGCAUCCCAACCCCCCUGAACACCAGUGGCGUACAGGUGAUAUGUAUGAAGGGAAAGGCGAAAUACAAGGCUAGUGAAAACGCCAUCGUCUGGAAGAUCAAGCGUAUGGGGGGAAUGAAGGAGUGUCAGCUGAGUGCAGAGAUUGAGCUGCUGAACACGAACGACAAACGAAAGUGGACCAGGCCUCCCAUCUCCAUGAAUUUUGAGGUACCAUUUGCACCAUCGGGCUUCAAGGUUCGCUACCUGAAGGUGUUUGAGCCCAAGCUGAACUACAGUGACCACGAUGUUAUCAAAUGGGUGCGCUACAUCGGGCGCAGCGGCCUCUAUGAGACAAGAUGUUAGUCUGCUUGUGACUCCCAACACCUGCCAGCAUGUCUUGGGCGAUUGAAAGACUUAAACUGAACAAACAACAUAGAUGAUAUAGAAUUGAGAUAUUUCUGUAAAAAAUCAUCUGGAAAAGCAUUAUCUAAACAAAAUACAUCCACUCAGAUACAUGAUGAAAGGUUAUAAUUUGACUUUGAAAACGCUCAGUCGUUGAUUUUUAAUUUAUCUUUUUAGUUAUGAGGUUGCUCUUCUAUGAUUAAAAUAUGUGAACUUAUUCAGUUUGUACAAAAGGAUUUUUGAAACAUAAACCUAUUAAGGUAGGCUUUCCUUAGGUUUUCUAGAUAACAGCCCUAAGUACAGUAUAGUGCAUGGCCAAAAAGGUAUGAAGCCAUGAAUUUUUCUGUUGGACCGCAAAUAAUUUAACCAGCCUUAAGCGUCAAACUAGUGCAUGGUGCACAGAUGGACAUUGCUUUGGCGCAAUCAAUUGUUAACAUUUUAGAGAUAAAAGUUUUUUUGGACUACAGUAUUUUUGAAAAAAUGUAAAAUUUUAAUUCAUAUAAUAGAUAUUUAACUUUUGUUCAGAAUGUUAUGUAUGCGGUUGCUGCCCUUGACUCUUGGAAGUUGGCUAUAUUUACAAACAUUAAAAGAGGCCAGACUUUGGAUUAAGGCUUGAUGCAAUAUGUUUAGAAUAAUGAAUUUUGUUGAGUGUUUUCACAAUAUAUGUAUACAUUGUCAAUAGCUAGUGGACUGGUGUAUGUGUAUAUGAUUUUUCUCUUCAUUUUAAUUCAUUCAUUUACAUGUACCUACUGUAGUUAUGAAUAAAAAAAACAUGAAAAAAUAUUCAGUUAUUUACUUUGUGAAAUAUUGGCAAUGUAUAGCAAAUAAAAUGGUUUCUUAUUUA
Messenger RNA from Mya arenaria, 2330 nucleotides. Its product is annotated as AP-2 complex subunit mu. Bases 113 to 1447 code for a protein of 444 amino acids. Gene Ontology annotation, biological process: intracellular protein transport; clathrin-dependent endocytosis. Gene Ontology annotation, cellular component: cytoplasmic vesicle; AP-2 adaptor complex. The transcript is spliced from 12 exons. NCBI's taxonomy places the organism in Eukaryota, Metazoa, Mollusca, Bivalvia, Myida, Myidae. The record is from RefSeq and is a predicted model, not a curated record. Gene Ontology annotation, molecular function: clathrin-cargo adaptor activity.